GGAGGAGGGUUACGUAGCAGAGCAGCCCCUCCCUCCUGCCUCCUCCCCUGCCAUUCUGACCUCAGCUUGAUAAACCCUGGUUUUGUUUUCGCGCCACUCCCUAUCAGCCAGAUGCCAGAGUCGUGUCCGAGAUUGUUUUGACAUCUGCACAUGAUCUUGCACGCCUCUCGGUUGACUGAAGUAGUUCCCGAUUGGAAUUGUCAAGGCUUGGGCGCGACACUCCUUGAGAGAAUGGCCAGCAUGUUCGUGGCCGCCCCGCUUCGAGGAGAAGGAGGAGGCUGUGAAAAGCGCAAGGGCGAGGACUCGGACAGAGCUGUGAGGAUGAUGCGUGCAGAUAUAGAGAGUGAUGCGCCACGUGCUGUUUCGAGUUGCGAUCAGAGCGCGAGUGGAGGGGCAGCUUCCUGGAGAUGCGCCGGGCACCCUGGCCGACAACAGCACUUGGCAGAGCUCCGCGCCGCGUAGCGCGCGCGGCCAGGCCCGGCCGGGCGCGGGCGCCCCGCCGGCGUAGCCGGCGAGGGGCGCGCGCGGAGAAUCGCCGCGGCGGGCGCGGCCUGCGCGCGCGGGGCGUGGUGCCCCCGAGGCCAGGAGAGGAUCCCAUACGCCACUCCGAUUGCCCGCGCACCCUGGCGCCUGGCCCGAGCUUGCCCCCCCCCCCCCCCUGCCCUUCUCCUGCGGAGCCGCGCAGGCCCCGCCCCGGGCGUGCGCCCCUUGGCGCCCGGGGGCGCCGGCCGCUGUCCGGGAGGCGGGCGCCUCGGAGGA
This is a messenger RNA of Prorocentrum cordatum, 759 nucleotides long. The record is from the annotation of a GenBank genome assembly. NCBI's taxonomy places the organism in Eukaryota, Dinophyceae, Prorocentrales, Prorocentraceae.